Molecule: messenger RNA, 2926 nt
Organism: Carassius auratus (goldfish)
Lineage: Eukaryota; Metazoa; Chordata; Actinopteri; Cypriniformes; Cyprinidae
Product: centromere protein J
Exons: 11
Coding region: 1-1938 (645 amino acids)
Biological process (GO): cilium assembly; centriole elongation
Cellular component (GO): centriole; centrosome
Molecular function (GO): tubulin binding
Source: RefSeq, a predicted model, not a curated record
AUGAAGUUCAGGCAGCAGACGGUAUGUCUCACUGAAUUUCAUCAGAAGGAGAUGUCAAAUAGGAGCAGUCCUGGACUAAAGGGUGUAGGAAACCUCAGAGACCAAAAAUCGGGCCUGGAAAACUCUCAAAAGAAGACCGUUUUUCUACAAGAAGAUUAUUUAUCAUCAAACAACAAAGAGCAAUUCAAAGCUUUGACUGCUGAUGACAAUGCAGUCUCACUUAAAAGUAAGCACAGUGUAGGAGUCGUGGGGAAAACCAAUGGAAGCAAGUCAAGCGGAUCUGCUCUGGCACAAAGUAGAAAAAGUGUUGGUUUUAAAAAAAUUAAUGACCACAUUGUUAAAAUUUCUGAGAAAAAUCCUCUAGCUACAAACUACAGCCAGAGUAGAUAUACAUCUAAAGAAGUCAGUCUAACUGACGAGGUGAUGGAGUCACUGGCUCUUAGCGAUUCCCGCGACAGCACUACCAGUGAGGACGGACCCAGCUCUCAGUCUCAGCGGCCGUUACUUCAUUACCUCUCAAGGCACAUAGACCACAAAGAUCAGAGUUUGGAUUUGUCAGACGGAGACUACGCUAGUGAUGCCCCGAGUGAGACUCGAUUCAAUGAAGGACAGCGCACUUCUACUCCUACGUCCAGCUCCUCAAGCUUCAGCAGCGAUUCUGAACUCAAGAGCUUACAGGGGUCUAUGGCUAACUACUUCAAAAAACAGAAGAGAGGGGGACUGACAGUGACUUUAGACAACCUUCUGUUCCUGAAUUCCUCACAAAGAUGUUCCCAAAAGACAAGGGAAGAGAUGGGAGAGCGUGGUUUUAAUGGUGAGAAUGGCUGCAGACCUUUGCUCAGGCUUAAGAAAGAACUUCACGAACCUCAGGAGCUGAGACAGCAGAUCUCAUCUCUGAAGCAGAAGUUGAUGGUAAGGGAGUCUCACUGGUCACAGGCCCACAGUCUCCUCCAGAGCCGUGUUGAAGCGCUCACCCGAGAGAACCAGGAGCUUCAGACCAGGCUCAAUCUGAACAAGAGAUCGUACCAGAGUGCUGGCUCCUCAGCUCUUCAGGCUGGAUCAUACAACACUUUUGAGAAGAGAAGAGAGGAACCACAGAGGACUCAUAUAAGGAGCGCAACUCCUGCCUUUAACAAACCCUCCAUCCAUAGGACGCAACAGGACAAUGCAAAUAGACGUUCUGUUCCCAAAGCUAAUAAGCUAACAGAAUGCACAGACAACUCUUUGAUCCAAAAAGGAAAGGAUCCUGCACUUUCUAUUGACACUCCACUGAACAAUGCCAUGAUUACACAAGGCGGAAAGGGAAGUUUGUUUUAUCAUCAUACUGACUGCAAUGAUACUCAAAUGGCAUCGCAGGCCAAAAAAAACAACGUACGUGAGGAAACCUGCUAUCCGGAUGGAAGGGUAGAGCGUCUUUUUUGGAAUGGAUGUCGUGUGAUCACAUUCCGCAAUGGAACGAAGAAAGAGAUCGGUGUUGACAAGUCAGUCACUGUUACGUUCUUCAAUGGCGAUGUUAAACGCAUGCUGGCUGACGGGACAGUGAUUUACUACCAUUGUGAUGCUCAGACAACACACUCAACCUAUCCAUCUGGAUUGGAGGUUGUACAGUUUCCAAACAACCAGAGAGAAAAACAUCAUCCUGAUGGUACAAGGGAAAUAUCCUUCCCAGAUGGCACAGUUAAGAUUCUCCACUCUGAUGGUCGAGAUGAGAGCAUUUUUCCAGAUGGGACCGUUGUCAAGAUAUCACAACAUGGGGAAAAGGUGGUGGAGUUUGCUAAUGGGCAGAGAGAGAUUCAUACUUCACAGUACAAGCGAAGGAUGUACCCGGAUGGAACGGUUAAAACACUCUACACGAAUGGGAGGCAAGAAACAAAGUUCUCAUCUGGGAGAGUUCGCAUUAAGAACAAUGAAGGCAUCAUUAUAAUGGACAAAAAAUGAACUUCUAAAAACCAUUUUCAUGUUAUUUAUUUAUUGUUGUUUUUUUAUUGACAGAAUUUAUAGUAACUAUCGUUUAGCAUCUUUCCCUUACCACAUAUUGAAAAAAUACUUUUUUGGAGUUUCAGGUGCUGUUUUGCAUUUUAUUUAUGGUGAGUACUAUAGACAAAACUCUACUGAAGCCAUAAUCAGGAAGCAUUAAUGCAAUUUGUUGAAUAUUCUUUAUUAUGAUUUCAACUGGCUAAAAUCAUCUAAACCUUUUUUUUAACUAAAGAUAUCAAUAAACUUUAUGAUAAUCGGAUGAACUAAGCCAGUUUAUUUUUACAUGUACUGACAGCAGGCGUCUUGUAUUUCUAAGUUUCUCUCAGCAUGAACACAUUUGAUACAGCAUGCAGGUGUAGACUUGUUACCCUCUGAACUAGCGCUGACCUUGUAUUACAUUAAAACACUCUGGUUUCAGUAGAGGAACAUUCCUGAAAUAGUAAAGAAGAGCUGGUAACAUUGUUAACUUUAACCCCACUGUAGGAACAGUUUGGGGACUGUAGGAACAGUUUAUGUCAUUUUUGGUCUUUAUUUUCUUUACAAUAAGCCAUACAUUAUUAUUGAAUAAUACAUCAAUUUAAUCAAAUAUCGUCAUGUUACUUUUCAAUAUUAUAGAAAUUGGCACUUAGAGAAGGUUUAAACCUGUGUCCAUUUACUGUUGUUUUCAAAGGGAGGAUUUUUAACCUUAGUUUCAUUUCUAGGUUAUGUAUUUUUCCUGUUAUGCCUUUAAAAUACUUUUUUUUACGUUUAUUAAAAUGUUAAAAUAUGUGUCAGCUUAUCUGUCUUGGUGCUAUGUUUUGUGGUUGUAGAUGUUUUUGUCUGACCUUAGUAUAUGAACAUGAAAUGAACAUUACUAUUCAAAAGUUUGGGGUCAGGAUGUUUGUUUUUGUUUUUAAAGAAAUUGAUACUUUUAAUAAACAAGCAUGCAUUAAAUUGAAUUAAAGUGACA